Messenger RNA from Fusarium sp. VM40, 2469 nucleotides. The record is from the annotation of a GenBank genome assembly. Lineage: Eukaryota; Fungi; Ascomycota; Sordariomycetes; Hypocreales; Nectriaceae.
AUGCCUGCGGAUUCACCACCAAUCAACCUUUCAACACCGAGCUUCUUCUUUAAUGAUCCGCUAGACGAAAAUCAAGAAUUAAUUGGAGAGGCCUCAGCUGUUCAGGAUACCUCUUUUGAUUUCCCGGCUGAUACGGCCGUCGUCAGCGGUGGAACCGUGUUGUCGGCCGCCAAGACGGAGAAGAAGCGGCGCCGGCCGGCCCUUUCGUGUGAGCAAUGCCGGCGCCGCAAGAUCAGGUGCGACCGUAGUUUACCCUGUGUAAACUGUGUCAAGUCAAAGAUAUCGCCUUGCACCUAUGCCCCUACACAUGUGCCGGCUUCACGGGCUAGAAAAGCUACGAACCACGCUGUCGGUGCAGACUCAACCUCCCAUGUACCAGCAAGGUCAGCGACUGUUGAUCUUACAAGAAAACAGUCUCUUUCAGAUACAUCUGCGAGACAACCAUCUUCUAGCAUCCCUAGCUCGACAGUAGGAUCCAACUCAGGAGCCUCUACAGUUGAUGCUUUGGCCGCAAGAGUCAAGGAGCUUGAACAGAAGCUUGCUGAGUCUUGUUAUAUAACCCAGCCGGCAGAAGGCAAACUCUGGCAAGAUGAGGACCAUCAGGAGGAUGAAGCACCUAUGAAAGGGACUGUGUCUAAGACUAGAUUCUUUGGCCAGAGUCACUGGAUGAAUGGCGUUAAUAUGUUUCCUGGCAUUGUUGAUGUGCUCAAACAGGCAGAGUCUCAAAAGGCCCAGGCUUAUAUGGGUGCUUCAAAAUGCAAAGCUCUAGCACGUACCAUCAAGAAACACCGUCUUCGGCCUGUGUCGACCGACAAGCUGGGCGAGACUAUUCCUGAGCGUGGCCUUGCCGAUCAGCUCGUUGACGCCUACUUCGACACCUUCGAGGGCGUGCUCCGCAUCCUCCACCGUCCUACAUUCUAUGCCGAGUACGAACGCUAUUGGCAGAACCCCAAGGCAGCUAGUCAAGUGUUCGUCAUGCAGCUACAGCUCUGCAUGGCCAUGGGGGCAACUGUGCACGACGACAUCUUCAGUCUGCGCUCCACCUCUAUGCAGUGGGUGCAAGAAGUUCAGAUUUGGCUUAUGCUGCCGUCGGAGAAGAGCAGGAUGACUAUUGCCGGUGUUCAAAUCAUGUGUAUGAUGUGCCUUGCCAAGGCGUGCUGUGCUGUUGGCCAGGAUCUCACUUGGAUCUCAACAGGAUCUUUGGUCAGACAGGCCAUGUACAUGGGACUUCACCGAGAGCCCCGGCUUCUUGCCAACAUGUCUGUUUACCGGUCUGAAAUCCGGCGACGUCUUUGGGCUACCAUCCUCGAGCUCAACCUACAAACCUCCUAUGAUGCUGGCGGCCCACCUCUCCUUUCUCCCAAACAUUACGAUACACGACUCCCAGCCAAUUUGAACGAUGAUCAACUUACGGAUGAGCCAGAUGCUGACAGACAGCCAACUAGUGAUCCUGAGACACUGACUGACAUGUCCGUUCAGCUUGCGCUUCAAAAGUCCUACGCACUUCGCCUCCUCAUCAUCAAGCACGUCAACGAGUUUAGGUCUAAGGAGUCUUACUCCGAAACCCUUCGUCUCAACUCUGAGCUCACCAAAGCAUGCCGCACUUUGACAGAAACACUUGCUGCUCUAUCUCAAGCCCAGAGACAUCAGCCGCGGACUAUCUUCAAUCAGUUCCACAGUCCUCUGGUCCAGAUGUUUACGUACCGCUGCUUCCUUUCACUACACCAACCUAUGGUCGCUCGCUCGGCCGAUGAUCCAACCUACUACUACUCUCGCAAAGUAUCGCUUGACUCUUCCCUCAAACUGGCACAAAUCUGUGGUCUUACGACACCUCGUUACGGAACUUAUCCACCUGGCGGCUCGCAAGAUCCUGUAACUAGCUUCAACCGUCUCAUAACCAAUGGGGCGGGGGUCUUCCGUGUGGUCCCUACUCAGACGCUCUUCUCCGUUGCACUUGAGUUUGUCAAGAAAUCAGAGGAGCAGCGCGAUAGUCUCGGUGGAUUAGCCCCGAUGGGCAAUGGAGACCUUCGCUCGGUUCUCCAUGCUGCCCAAGUAUGGUAUGAGCGACGAAUCCUAGCAGGAGAGACGAAUGUCAAAGGAUACUGCUUUGUUGGUGCCUGUAUCGCGCUCGCUGAUGCCCUCGAAAUGGGAUUGUCGCAGGAAGAGACUGACCAAUCUGUCAUGGAUGCAGGGGCAGCUGUAAGCCUUCAUAGCUACGAUCUGCUGAAGCAGGCUGCUGAGUGUCAAGGCAUAGUAGUUCCCGAGUCUCCAGAUGCGGAAACGGCGCCUGUUGAUAUGCCUAGCCUCGACAGUGAUACCAUGCAGGGUAUCAUGGAGAUGCCAUUCGACUGGAUGGUUAUGGGUGAUCUGGGCUUGGAUGGUAUGGGAGGGUUCAAUUGGACCAGGAGUGGUAUGGGCAUGUCUCAACAGUUUGACGCUGUGGAUCCAUCAGUUGUGUCCCAGUUUUGA